Molecule: messenger RNA, 3419 nt
Organism: Rhincodon typus (whale shark)
Lineage: Eukaryota; Metazoa; Chordata; Chondrichthyes; Orectolobiformes; Rhincodontidae
Gene: frmd8
Product: FERM domain containing 8
Exons: 11
Coding region: 174-1553 (459 amino acids)
Biological process (GO): negative regulation of canonical Wnt signaling pathway
Cellular component (GO): plasma membrane; cytoskeleton
Source: RefSeq, a predicted model, not a curated record
AGGCGGGGCCGAAACGGGUUGCAGCGCAGGCGCACAGGCUGGUUUACCGUAGAGUCGGUUGGUGUUCGUUGUCAACUGGGAGUCCGGACUGAGGCGGCAGUCGCGGUGCCGGGUGUAAACAGGGGCCUUGGGUCCGGGCGGCCCAGGUCUGCACCCAUUUCUUUCUGAUUCAGAUGGAUCCAAGUGAGCCGAGAAAUUUGCUGGAAGUGCCUGGAGGUUCCCAGCGGGGGAGUGUAUCCUCAUCUGUGACUAGAUACCCAGAGGUACUGGUUUACCUGGUGAAUGACUCUGUUAUUCAGAUUUCUGUGGAGAGUCUGACAGCCCUUACAGCAGGGGAGCUUGCCAGAACUGUUCGGGAAGCACUACAGUUGCCUGAUCAGGCUCAAGAGAUUUUCUCGUUGUGGCUGGUUUCGCCUUUCUUAGAGCUGCAACUGAAGCCCAAGCAUCAUCCCUACAAGGUCAGCCGGCAGUGGCCAGAUCUCCUUUACCGAUUUACUAAGUGUUCUGUUGAUGACAUUGUUCAUGAUGAACCAUCAUUGCAGUUUCGAAAGAAUGUGUUCUUUCCCAAAGGCAAGGAGUUACAAAUUGCGGAUGAGGGCAUUCUCCGAUUUUUGUACGAGGAGGCCAAAUUUAAUAUUCUGGAGGGCCGGUACCCUUACGACAUGGAGGAUUGUCUCAAGCUGGGUGCCCUCACUUGUCGAAUUGAGCUUGGUCCCUUUAAUCAGGACCAACACAAUCUGGCUGUCAUCAGGGAGAAACUUGAUAUGUUUCUUCCCACUCAUCUGUGCAAAAAGCACGGUGGGUUCCUGGCAGCAUUCCGGCCCCGAGGAGCCAAGCAGCAUUGCUACGAAGAGGAGCUCCUGGAGUCCUUCAGGCAGCUGGUGGACGAUGCAGCACGUGAGGAGCCAGAGGCCCUGAAACUGCACUACCGAGCGUAUCUGGAAAAAUGUCAUCUGCUACAGUACUAUGGCUCUGCAAUGUUCUCUGGGGAGAUUGAUAAACCAGUGCAGAGCUUUCUGCAUCGGAAUGGGCGGAAACUGGUAACCAUUGCAAUCAGUUUGGAUGGUGUGUCUGUCAUGGACAGUAAGGAAAAGUGCGUGCUCUUGACCCUAGGUUUUCAUGAACUGUCGUGGGAGUAUACGUCCUCAGAGGACGAGGAGUUGGAUGACAUCUUGUGGCUGGAAUUUGAUGGAGAGGAAGGAGGAGCUGUUGUGAACAAGCUUUUGAAGAUCUAUUCCAAACAGGCGGAGUUGAUGAGUGGAAUGAUCGAUUACUGCAUUGACUUCAACAACACCUUCGAGGCGCCACCAGCGCAGGAUGCUGUUGCUGCAAAGCCACCGAGACCAAAGGAGAAACGUGGCAAACUGAAGCGGCAGAACAGCGUGGUGUGCAAUCGGAUCCAGCAGCUGUCAACCAUAGACUAUGUGGAGGAGGGUAAAGAAAUCAAGCGCGUGAAGCCGAAGAGGGCGGCAUCGUUCUUCACACGGCAGUUGUCCCAGGGUCCAGCCUCUUAUACUGCCGUGGAGGUCACAGAGACUCUGGAGCAGGGCUGACCCAACCUGUGGAGACACACGGAUUUCCAUGGGAGGGGAGGGAGUGAACAAUGGGGGGGGGGGGGGGGGUGGUGGGCUUAUGUUCCCAAAGAGGACUGAAGGUGGAGGGGCGGCUGGGGUAGUGUGGAAGGAAAUGAGACAUUUGCCAAUGGCAAAAAAAUUGUUGGAUUUGAGAGCUUGCAGGGACUGAAUUAUUGCACAACCCACAACUGUCAUUCGAAGAAACACCUUCAGGAGGGUCCAUGAAACCAGACGCUGCAGUAUUUGGAGGGUCUCAAUCACCCUGUGUUGAACCAGGAGUCUUAGAGGAUUCGUAGGGAGAAAGGAAUGCAUGUAUAUAUAUUUUGUUUAUUUAAGAAAUAUAUGAACUGGAUUGUAGAAAUGUGGCAAUUAUACGGUGCAGGGGGAUAAAUCAUGUCCUUCAACCCCGGUCCUUUCAUUUCUUGGAGAAAUCAAGCCCAAUCUGGGGCAAAUGUUUCCUUGCUGUGUUGGAUGCCUCACGUAAAAGUGAAUUUGUGGUUGCCUCAACUCAUUUGGGCCCCAUGUCAGCAAACAUCACCCAGUCUGGCACUGAUAUAAUUGUCUAACUGACUGCGUAACUCGUAGAUUGAUGCACUGGUAAAAUAUCUUUAGAAUUCUUGGAAUAAAGCACAAUGUUGAGGCGGGGUAGAGGGAGCUUUCAUCUCUGACCUGCUGUUUAGCCGAAAGGAAGAUCAAAAUGCUGGCACAGUACAAUAAGUCUGUUGGCCUCUGGAAAAGGAGAGGUUUUCUAAAUAUUUUGGGUGAGAAGUGCUGGUAGACCUGCUAUUGUAUUCCAGUAUCAUCUGCUUUUCACAUUUGUGCUCUCUGUUGUUCUUUUUAACUUGUACUAAAUACAACAUCUGUCUCGGGACACUUAGUGGUGAUUGAUGAGAUGGACCAGCAAGAGGCUACUCCUUAGCGCAGACAACAGAAACAUGCCCUCAAUAUUGUGAUUGUUUGUCCAAUGAUGACUUCUAGUUGCUGAGCUUCCAUUGCUUCUUUACAUUCCUGAUCAGUUUCCACCCCUUCUGUGGCAGUGUUAACCUACAAUGCCACUGUACAGACACUUCUUUCUUCCCUGCCUCACACUCACUUGAUCAGAACCCUAGAGAGGUCUGCAUCUAGUGUUCCAAAUUGCAAUCUAACUUCUUUUUCAGAAAGAGUAUCGGUAUUUCCCACUCUAGGUUUGUAUCCCUUUCUGUUCUCUUUGCAAUCAAGAACUCUGCUCUUUCCUAACUGCUGCCUGCCCCCAUUUCCCCCCCCAAAAUAAAAAGAUUGAGGCCUUGAAAUGGUUCCAUAAAGUCUCUGAAUUCUUGAUGGGUUUGUAUAGUAAUCCUUCCUCUAUUUAAACAAGGGCACCAAUGGUCUUGUAAAGUAUAUCAUUGGUAUCGUCAUUGCAAGGCCCAAAGGUUUAACUGGAACUGAGGGUGGUUUAAAGAUCAUUUUGAUAUCACAUUCCCAAAACACUGCCUUCUCAAUUUUAAACUCAACUGUGUUCUGAACCGUGCUGAUCCGAAGAGCACUCUGAAUAUAUGCUCUUCUAUCUCCCUUCCUGAAAAAAUUCUGACAAUGGAAUGACUGCACUGAAGUGAAUCCAAAGGAAACUGCUGGGUGCACGUGCAGCGUCUGUUUCUUUUUCUAUUUGCACUACAUAAGGUAACUGAUUCCAGAACAAUUGAGAAUUUAGGAGAUUUUUCACUUUAUCAGUGGUUUAAUCUGCUUUUUAUGAAGAAACACUUGAUUCUAUUUAGUCAGUUGGUCCUACUAAUUGUUAGUGCACACUUUUUGAUAUUCAUCCAAAUGUAUUUCUACUAAUGUGAAUUAAAGUUUUUUCUUUAUUAUAAA